AUGGCGGAGCUGCGGGCCUGGGCAGGAUCCAGUGAAUUCCGCAGGGCCCCAAUCCGCACUGCGUCCCGCAGGGCCCCCACCAGCACUGCCAUGCCCGUCAGGGUGAGCCAGAGGUGCCAGGAGCAGCAGGAGAAGAGGACAAAGCUCGUGAAGCCUGCAGGGAGUGAACAGAAUCCUUGCAGUGCUGUUUAUCGGCGACCCUACAGAGACAGGGUGAUUCAUUUACUUGCUCUGAGGGCUUACAAGAAGCCAGAGUUGCUUGCUCGCUUGCAGAGAGAUGGAGUCAUGCAAAAGGACAAGGGCAGCCUUGCAAAGAUCCUUCAGCAGGUAGCCAAGUGGAAUGCAAAGGAUAAUUCCUUCAGUCUGAAGGAACAUCUCUUUCAAACCCUUCAGACUGAUUGGCCUGGCUACACUGAAAUAGACAGACAGAAUUUGAAGUUAAUCCUUUCUGGAAAAUACAUAGCCAUUGUCUCCUUGGAGCAACGCCAGCGCUACAAGGAUGACUUCAAUGCCGAGUAUGAAGAAUACCGGAAUUUACAUUCUCUGAUUGGCAAGACCGUGAAGAAGUUCAGACAGUUUCAGGAGCAAUGGAAGUGUCUGACUCCAGGCUCUGAAUCCUAUCAGGCACUGCAUCAUCGAAUCCUAGCAGAUUAUCAGCAGUUACACCAGGGUAGCCCCAGCUACUCUGAAAUGAAGAGCAGGUGCCUGUACCUCCACAACAAGCUGGCCCAUAUUCAGAGCCGCAUUUCUGAAUUUGACCAGCUGUAA
Melospiza georgiana is the source of this 768-nucleotide messenger RNA. It is a transcript of the gene ELL2, whose product is annotated as elongation factor for RNA polymerase II 2. Bases 1 to 768 code for a protein of 255 amino acids. The record is from RefSeq and is a predicted model, not a curated record. Gene Ontology annotation, molecular function: cis-regulatory region sequence-specific DNA binding. Gene Ontology annotation, biological process: transcription elongation by RNA polymerase II; snRNA transcription by RNA polymerase II; positive regulation of transcription elongation by RNA polymerase II. Gene Ontology annotation, cellular component: transcription elongation factor complex. Lineage: Eukaryota; Metazoa; Chordata; Aves; Passeriformes; Passerellidae. The transcript is spliced from 6 exons.